AUGAACCUGCUCAGUGCCCUAAUUGGGGCGUCUGCAGCAGGGGCUCUAGCAGCCUCCAAGGGCGAUGUGGCUAAAUUCUCCUCCUUUGUGCAGCGCCUCGGGCUAUCCACUGCCGAUACCCGUACCCUGGCGGCGCAGUCCGAAUCAUGCGUCGCAGAGCCCCACUGCAUCAUUCAGCCCGAGGGAGCCCAGGAUGUUUCCACCACGGUCAAAGUCAUCAACUUCUUCCAGGUGAAAUUUGCACUGCGCAGUGGCGGACACUCGCCGAACCCCGGCUAG
This is a messenger RNA of Penicillium soppii, 279 nucleotides long. Its product is annotated as CAZyme family AA7. Gene Ontology annotation, molecular function: flavin adenine dinucleotide binding. Bases 1 to 279 code for a protein of 92 amino acids. The record is from RefSeq and is a predicted model, not a curated record. The transcript is spliced from 2 exons. Lineage: Eukaryota; Fungi; Ascomycota; Eurotiomycetes; Eurotiales; Aspergillaceae.